AUGUCGUCCACGGCGGGCUCCAAGGUCGUUCCGGCGCAACUCUCCUUCCUAGCCAUAUACAACCCUUCCCUCGGAAGGUCAGAUGAGACAUUCGACCAGCAGAUUGUCUUCUAUUACUCCAAGGCCGCCAAGACACGCUCCAAACUGAGAGAUGGCGAUACAGAGAGGGAAGAGGAGCUGCGCGAGCAGGAGAAUGAGAAGCUGCGUCAGGUCGGGCUAGCUCAGGGCAUGGUAGGCUUUGCGAAGAGCUUCUCUGAUGGCGAGGCAGUUGAUUCUGUAGAAACGCAGAAGACGCGUAUUGUUCUGCGUGAAUUGGAAGACGGGUGGUGGAUAUUGGCAUCGAUUGACCUCACACAACUACCCGCUGCUGGCGGCCUCACACGAACCGAUUCGAGCACCGACACCACCGAGCCCGUAAUCGAGUACUCAUCACGCGAAGUCAGCCCGCCUGCACUGCUGAUCCAACAACUCGCCCGCGCCCAGUCCAUCUUCCUGCUUCAUCAUGGCUCGACAAUGGAGGCCAUGUUCGCCAAACACGGCCGCAGCAAGUUCUGCAGCAUACUAGACAGAUACUGGUCGCGGUUUGCGAGCAAUUGGGACGUGCUACUACAUGGAAGCCCUGCGGUGGACAUAUACGGUGGCAUGAAAUUGGCAGCAGGCGGAGAGUUGGGCAUGGGUGUUGGAGAAGAGGAGUGGGGUAGCAGCGAGCGGGAUGUGCUAGAGGACUUUGCACGCAGAACAUCAGGUCUCGUGGAUGUCAUGGUAUCCCGCUUCGGCGAAGCAUCGCCGUUGCAACAAGCCAAAACCUCUACAAACCCAAAAACACUCGAAGUUUCCGAAUUGGAACCCUGGAUAGGGGUCGGGAGAAAUGCCCAUGCCGCUGAUGGCGUUGUCUUUUCAGGCCUGGGAGCGGUAAGCCGGAAGUCGCUGCGGGACUUGUCCCACUGGGUAGAGACCAUCUACGCUCAUGGCGAGUAUGCUUACGGCAUACGAGACAACCCGACUUCUGAUCGCAGGAAACGGCGGAGGAGAAAUCUGAAGCCCGAGUCCGAGCCCGAACCAUCGCCUCCAAUGCGGGACCAAAGGCUGCGUCCAGUAUCGAACGAUGGCUCAGACCUGCCACCUGGUAUCCCUCCACCGAUUGUCAAAGCGGCUGAGAACUCCCUUGAUAAGGCAGCAGCCGCCGUCGAUAACAACAAAUCUCAGGCCACUUCAACUGCGCCCGAGUCUCAGACAAUGCUAUCGUCUCUGGGUGACACCGAGACGUGGAUGAAAUAUAUGACCCUCGGCUACGGGACAGCAUGGGGCGGAAGCGGAAACAAGAGCGUAGAGACCUCGGGUUCUGCUGCUCCAGCGCCAGCUCCGGUACCACAACCGGUACGCGAACAAACACCUUCCCCCACAGCGAUGCGCUACGUCGAUCCUACACCCGAUGUAGACCCAGCAGAAGAGAAGAUAAAGCAACAGAUACGCCUAGAGAACGAUGGGUACUUUCUCGUAGGGCUCAAGGGGGAUCUGCAAGACUUGGAAGUCGACGACGAGAACGGAGAGGGUGAUUGGAACAACCGAAUACCACUGCGGACUAUACAUGUGGAGGUCGACGGGCGAGCUGCCUCACUGCAAACAGGAGACGGUGAUUCGGACGAGACUCCACAGUACGAGAAGGAUAUGAGAGUGCAACCGACGACGGCAGGAAGUAAUCUAGCCCGGUUACGACCUGUCGUUUACGUGCACCGUCCAUUCGUCUACACAUUCCUCUUCGAACACCGCACGCAUUCUUUAGGCGUCGCAUCAUUCUACCGCGACAUCCACAACUUCUUCUCACCCCUCCACCGCUCCCUGGACAAAAGCACCUCCCCUGCAAACGUCGCCGCGCGUCUUCACGCCGUCUCCAACCACUACACAACCGAAGCCUCAACCGGCGGUUCAGGCCCGAACUCUGGCCCUAACACACAGGCCGUUUACGAUGUUGUCUUCGACCCCCGCACAUACACAAUCCAUUCCAGUCUGCCCAACAUUCCCGACCCAGGAACCUUGCUAGCCGAAGGCCUGGGCAGCAGCAGUACCAGCUCCCUCGGCUGGAGCAGAGUCGAAGCCCUCAACGUCCACUCCCAGAUCCUAGCCACGGUAGCAGGUACGCGCCGCGACCUCUCUGAAAUAGAACGUACGUGCAAGACUUCGCGCGGAUGGUGGGUCGUCUGGAUGCGUCUCCCGCCUUCGCAAGUCAGCUCCGAAGACGCAGCUGCCCAGCAAGACUCGCAGAACAAUUCCAACGAAAGGUCUGGCUCCGCACAGUUCAACACAAAUGAACUCCGGGAAGCGUUCUUAGUUCGCCGCGCGAGGGAUAGUCAGCCAGGAAGUACGAAGAGCUCGAGUCGCUUUGCAAGUGGUAUGUGGAGUGGUCUUGGUAUGGGUGGUGGCAGAGGUCAGAAUCAGAGGAUGGGGGGAGCGGCAGCGGGUUGGGGACCCAAGGGGUUGGCAGAGGGGAUUGGUAUUGAUGCCAGGAGGUAUGUUGAGGAGUUGUUGAGUUUGAAUAGAUAG
Alternaria burnsii is the source of this 2541-nucleotide messenger RNA. RefSeq lists its product as uncharacterized. Gene Ontology annotation, cellular component: intracellular membrane-bounded organelle; Mon1-Ccz1 complex. Bases 1 to 2541 code for a protein of 846 amino acids. Lineage: Eukaryota; Fungi; Ascomycota; Dothideomycetes; Pleosporales; Pleosporaceae. The transcript has 4 exons. The record is from RefSeq and is a predicted model, not a curated record. Gene Ontology annotation, biological process: vesicle-mediated transport.